UCACGUGAUUAAUGUUUUUCUUUUGAGUUACGUCGUCACAUCAUUCUGGAAAUCUAGUGUCAGGUCGAAUGACGUCGUGUCACUUGUUUUGACGUUAACAAAGUCUGGCGACUUAAUGGGAAUAUUAAACGAAUCCUUCGACAACAUACAGAGACUGGUUAAUGAAAAGGGAGAGCAUAGACCUGAUAUUGCUUUGGAUGGCACAAACUCUUGUGACCUGAAAUAAUGAGUCAUAGAUGGGCUCCAAAUACCUGGGUGAAACAUGCUCGCAAGUCAGCAGCAUCAUUUCCCUUGUCUGGUAACUCUCACUGCAAGGUUCAUGUCCAACAGCCUUAUUGCUACAAGGUUGGCUAUCUCAGCUGGAGGCACAUCCACCACCUGAGGGUUAUUGGGUGUAACGGAUGGCUUUUUAAAGCUAGCCAGGUUAGACAAAGACUUGGACUCCACACCAGCACCUUGUAUUUGAACACUUCAGCCUCAAGGUGGUCUGCUGGGCUGAGCCAACACAUGUCGCGGGUGAAGAACACACUGGACACAGUUUCUAAAGCUGUGAGUGGGACACAUACAGAGCUCCUCUCCAAAAUCGCCAGACUCAAGCCUAGUGCUUUAAAGGCAGGGAAAAAUGCUAAGGCUGGUGUUGAGUCAACACCAAAAGCUGAGGAGAGUGCUGUGACAUCUACUCCUGCUACCACUAAUGCUGCUCCCCUUUCUACAUCUACUACACCCAAACCCAUAUGUAACGCAUCUUCUGCAAGUCUUUCUAUUCCUACUUCUGCUGCUACAUUUGAUGCAAGUGCCACUACCUCCACUCAUCCUCACAGUUUUACCCAGGUGACUGACACUGCCACAAUUCUAACUGUGCAUGAACACAAGGAGAAAAGGUUGAGACGUGUUGUUCCCACUGUCAAAGACGGUGUAGCCAGGAAUCAAGAGGAGCUUAAACUUUCACAGAGUGAUAAUGAGAGCAAGACUUCCAAACAAAGCACAGCACUUUUCCAUCCCAGCACCUUCACAGUGAGCCUGGAUGAGACUUACAACUACCUGGCCCAUCAUAUUAACUCAUACUUUGGCAGCAGUACGAAGACUCAGGACAAGAAAGUAGACAAUGUUGACUAUUCAUCUACUUCCUCUCAGGGUCAACAAACUAGUGACCUCUUGCUGGUGUCUGAUAAAACAGUUACUCCACCUCCCUCUAAGAAAGGUUUAGGACACUACUUGUCCUACUCAGCUCCCACUGUGCAAGCCUUUGUGGGAAGCUACAUUGCUCACCUGGUCCCCAAGUUUAGGACAGCUGAGUCCAAAAGUGCUACAGUGGAGGAGAAGAAGUCUGAGGAAGCACCAGUCAAACAGGUCGAGGCUGCAAUAAGUAAAGAGCAGAAGGCUGCGGAGGAGAAAGCCAAGAAACUUCUUCUUCAAAAGGAGAAGAUCAUUGCUAGGGUGAGUGUGGACAAUCGAACUCGGGCUCUGGUACAGGGUCUCCACAGGGCCUCAGAUGUAAGAGUCUACAUCAACAGGGUGGAAGACCUCAGCUACCAUCUCCUGGAGUUUCCAGAGACUAGUGGUGUUGCAGUCAAGGAGAAGGUUAUCCCUUGCCUACUGCGUCUGAAACAGGCCAAUGACCCAGGCCUGAGAGCAGCAGUUAGAGAAGCCCUCGCUCUGGUGGGCUACCACGCACCUGUUAAAGGCCGGGGCAUACGCAUCCUGUCCAUAGAUGGAGGAGGAUUAAGGGGACUUCUUGCACUUCAGACGUUACACAAACUGGAAGCCCUGACCGGCAAACCCAUUUACAAACUGUUUGAUUAUAUAUGUGGUGUCAGCACAGGUGCUAUCUUAGGGUUCAUGCUAGGUGUGUUCCAAAUCCCACUGAAUGAGUGUGAUGAUCUUUACCGGAAGCUGGGUUCAGAUGUCUUCAAGCAGAAUGUCAUUGUUGGCACCGUGAAGAUGGGCUGGAGCCAUGCUUUCUAUGACAGCGAGGCCUGGGAGAACAUCCUUAGGUCAGUUCCUUUGUCAAUGAAGUGGUGAUUGUGCUUAGUUUAU
Messenger RNA from Micropterus salmoides (largemouth bass), 2037 nucleotides. Its product is annotated as calcium-independent phospholipase A2-gamma-like. Gene Ontology annotation, biological process: arachidonate metabolic process. The record is from RefSeq and is a predicted model, not a curated record. The transcript is spliced from 6 exons. Gene Ontology annotation, cellular component: membrane. Lineage: Eukaryota; Metazoa; Chordata; Actinopteri; Centrarchiformes; Centrarchidae. The coding region runs from base 226 to 2022 and encodes 598 amino acids.